Messenger RNA from Lodderomyces theae, 372 nucleotides. RefSeq names its product U2-type spliceosomal complex subunit. Lineage: Eukaryota; Fungi; Ascomycota; Pichiomycetes; Serinales; Debaryomycetaceae. The coding region runs from base 1 to 372 and encodes 123 amino acids. The transcript has a single exon. The record is from RefSeq and is a predicted model, not a curated record.
AUGAGUUCAAACAAAGGUUCUGGUCGAUCUGGUCACAUUGAGAAAAACAUCAUUGCGAAAAAGGGUUCAAGCAAAUUAUUCUACGCCUCCAGACAACAACAAAUACAAGAUGAGUUGUUGAGAAAAAGGAUUGCAAAGAACGAAGAAUCAACCAAAAAUGCUCGCUCAAGUAUUGAAAAACACAACGAAUUGCGGAAGGUGCAGGUAGCUUGUACUGAAUUGGAAGAGGACUUGGAAUCGAAAGGAGUCAGCGCAGAAGAAAUUCAGGCUGCUGUCAACAAACUCAAAAUGAAGCUCUUGAAUAAGAAAGAAAAGGAAAACGAUACAAAAGAUCAGGUUUACAAUUAUAAACCCAGGUUUUCAUCUAAGUAG